AUGACCCGGCGAUGCCAGGAGCUCGGUAUAUCAUGCGUGCCAUGGGAGAGCCGGCGGCCCCCCGAUGCCGCAUCCAUCGUGUUGGUGACGCCUGAAUCCGCAGUCAGCCCCGAUUUCCAGACGUUUUUGAACCGGCUGCGGUGGACCCGGCGGUUAGACUGGAUCGUGAUCAACGAAUGCCAUGUGGUGUUGAACAACCAGCGUGAUUUCCGGCCCCAGAUGGCCCAGCUGGGCCGGUUAGUCCAGGCCCGCACCCAGAUGGUAUGGUUGACCGCCACGUUGCCCCCGAGCAUGGAGGUGGAAUUAUGCUGGCGGAUGAAGUAUGACCGGGCCGCCGUGACCAUAUACUGGGCCCGGACCAGCCGUCCGAAUGUGGCAUACUGGGUGUGGCGGCCCCCGAUCCCCGGGGUCGGCCGGGGGCCGUAUCAGUGGAUUGAGAGUGAGGCCGUGGUGGCAUUCAUUCAGGACCGCAUCCAACGGGCCGCCGGGGGCAAGGUGAUCAUAUAUGCGAAUAUCAUUGGGCAGGUGACGGCCAUGGCGCGGGUGCUGGGGUGUGAGGCAUAUUACAGUGAGCAGUUGGACAAGGCCGGGGUAUUGGCGCGGUUCAUGGGGGCCAGCCCCGUGAUCGCCGCCACCAGCGCAUUAGGCAUGGGGGUGGACAUCCCCAAUAUCCGCAGCAUCAUCCAUAUUAGGACCCCGCGGACGUUACUGGAUUACGCGCAGGAGAGUGGCCGGGCUGGGCAGGACGGACAGCGCAGUGAGGCGAUCAUUAUCCAGCCCGCUGGGUGGGACGCCCCAGCACCGUGGAUGGAGGGGGUGGCCCCCGAGGACCAGGAGCAGGUCGCCGAGUAUAUGGGGGUGGUGGAAGGCAUUGGGUGCCGCCGGGUGGUGUUGGAUGAAUAUUUAGAUGGGGUGGUGGAUGGGUAUCAGCGGCGGCAUUGCCAGGAUGCGGAUGCCAGGGAGCAGGCAUGUGAUGGGUGCGAUCCCGACUGGGAGGGGCCAGAGGUAGAUCUGGGCGAGUCAGGCAGCAUGCCAGCAAGGGACGCUGCUAGGGAGGCGCUGUUCGAGGCAGGCAGCAUGACAGUGAGGGAGGCAGUGAGGGAGGCGCCAUUCGAGCCAGGCAGCAUGCUAGCAAGGGAGGCGCUGUUCAAGUCAGGCAGCAUGCCAGCGAGGCAGGCAGCGAGGGAGGCACUGAUUGAGGCAGGCAGAAUGACAGUGAGGGAGGCCGCCAGGGAGGCGCCGUUUGAGGCAGGCAGCAUGCUAGCGAGGGAGGCGCCGUUCGAGCCAGGCAGCAUGCUAGCGAGGGAGGCGCCGUUCAAGCCAGGCAGCAUGCUAGCGAGGGAGGCGCCGUUCAAGCCAGGCAGCAUGCCAGCGAGGGAGGCGCCAUUCAAGCCAGGCAGCAUGACAGUGAGGCAGGCAGCGAGGGAGGCGCCGUUCGAGGCAGGCAGCAUACCAGCAAGGGAGGCGCCGUUCGAGCCAGGCAGCCAGUUGCCAUGUGAGCCCGCCAGUCCCACCCCAUCCAAUAAUUCAUUUUGCAGCCAGCCAUCCAUUUCCAUGGCGGUAUGGCACACCCAGCAGGUGCAGGCCCAGCAGUGGGCCGCCAUGGAUAUCCAGCAGCAGCAGCAUUGGACCCAGCAGGGUUUGGAUGAGGAGAUGGCCCAGGCCGAAUGCAUGCAGUGGCGGGAUCAAUGUUAUAUAUGCGCUAUACAGGGGGGUGAUAGUGGCCAUGAGUUAUAUGCAUGUCAUCAGCCCCACAGCCAGGCCGCACGGGCAUGGAUGAUCUGUGUGCGUCGGCAGGUCCAAUAUGCCCCAUACAGUGCGUGUUAUUCGUGCGGCAUGCCCCAAUCCAUAUGCCAUGGGUGGGAGCCGGGCCAUGCAUGUGAAUACCGUGGGUUUUUGAUCCCCAUGGUGGCCAUGAUGUUAUUUGGGCCAUGGCAGGGCCAGAUCGAGCCCGUAUGGCAGCGCCGGUUGCAGGGAAUAGGGGUUGACGGGCAGGAUGAGGCCCAGGUGGUCCAGUUUUUAGGGCAGGCACACCCCAACCAUGAGGGGCACAACCAGUUAUUUACAUCAUUUUGUUGGUUACGGCGGUUAUGUCAGGAGAUUGAGGUCAAUCAGCAUUGGUAG
This is a messenger RNA of Aspergillus fischeri NRRL 181, 2124 nucleotides long. Its product is annotated as putative helicase. The coding region runs from base 1 to 2124 and encodes 707 amino acids. Gene Ontology annotation, biological process: double-strand break repair via homologous recombination. NCBI's taxonomy places the organism in Eukaryota, Fungi, Ascomycota, Eurotiomycetes, Eurotiales, Aspergillaceae. Gene Ontology annotation, cellular component: chromosome; cytoplasm. The transcript has a single exon. Gene Ontology annotation, molecular function: nucleic acid binding; four-way junction helicase activity; ATP binding. The record is from RefSeq and is a predicted model, not a curated record.